AUGGCAUCAAUCCUACGCCAGAUUGUCGCGGGACCCAGAGCCAGACAUGAAGAAACAGGCCUCGACCUGUGCUACGUGACAUCCAACAUCAUCGCAACAUCUGGACCCUCCCAGACGUACCCCCAGCGAGCAUACCGCAACCCGCUCGACCGACUCGUCGCGUUCCUCGACAAGCAGCAUGGCGACAACUGGGCCAUCUGGGAGUUCCGCGGUGAGGGCACCGGAUACCCAGACGAGGCCGUCUACGGCCGCAUCCGGCACUACCCGUGGCCUGACCACCACCCGCCGCCCUUUCGCCUCGUGCCCAUGAUCAUGGCGUCGAUGCGCGCCUGGCUGGCGGGCGAGGACCUGCACGGCACCGGAGCUGUUGAUGGUAAAAAAGGCAAGGAGGCGGCCACGAAGAACGGAAACGACGGGACUGUCGAUGUCGCUGGUGCCGACGCCGAGAACGGCAGAGUGGUGGUAGUGCACUGCAAAGCCGGCAAGGGCCGAUCAGGAUCCAUGGCCUGCAGCUUCCUCAUCUCGGAACGCGGGUGGACCCCCGAGGCGGCGCUCGCGCGGUUCACGGAGCGGCGGAUGAGGCCCAAGUUCGGCGCCGGCGUGUCUAUCCCCUCGCAGCUCCGCUGGAUCAGCUACGUCGACAGGUGGACCAAGACGGGGAAGAAGUACGUCGACCGUCGGUUUGAGAUUGUGGAGAUCCACGCCUGGGGUCUGAGGUCUGGGGUCAAGAUGUCGGUCGAGGUGUUCGCCGACGGGGGUCGCAGGAUCGAGGUGCUGCACACCUUCACCAGGGACGAGAGAGUCAUCGUCGAAGGGGAGGCUCCGAGCUCAGGUGGCGUGUCUGAGGUUAUACCGGAUCUGACAAAGAUGGCAGCGGCAGAGGCCAUAUCUACAACUGGCGACAAGGCGGACUACGAAGAGGUUGCGGGGGAUGCUUCAUCGCCCAAGAUCAAGAACGCCGCUACCGAUUCUGAUGUCAGUGGUGGUGCGAAGAACAACAAGCCGAAAGGCCCAAAGGAUUCCUUGAUAAGGAGGCUGUCGAAACGGCCUGAUAAAAGUCCGGCACGGUCCGAGACUGCCACUACGACUGGGGCCGAUGACAAAGCAUCAUCCUCCGCCGCAUCACUGCCAGCCGAAGUCUCGGGAGAAUCCAAGCCAGCACCGGCCGCAAAGCCGCCGUCGUCGCUGGCCACGAGCAACACGCCGUCUCAGCAAUCACUCGGCCAAGGGUCAACAUCAUCCCCCGCGGAAAAGGAGCCCGGCGGCAUGGCGGUAAUCUUCAAGCCGCGUGAGCCGAUCCUGGUCUCCAACGGCGACGUCAACAUCUCGCUCGAGCGCCGCAACCGGGCCCCGGCGUCGAUGGGCUUGACCAUGGUGACGGCGGUGGCGCACGUCUGGUUCAAUGUGUUCUUUGAGGGCAACGGGCCCGAGCAGGAUGGAAAGUCGGACGACAGCGGCGUCUUUGAGAUUGAGUGGGACAAGAUGGACGGCAUCAAGGGGAGCAGCAGGAAGGGGGUCCGCGGGCUGGACAGGAUCGCCGUGGUGUGGCGGUGCGUUGACGGCGGCGACGACGCGGCCGAGAAGCCGCAGGCCAAUGGCGUCGAGAUCGUCGAGCCUGCACUGGGCGAGGAGGUGCCGCAGAUGCCUGCUGCUGACUGGAAGGGCCACAACAGGGAAGACCCCAGCGCCUCCAAGCACCUGGGUCUGAGGGCGGCGGACCCGGACAGCGAGAACGUCAGCAAGGCCAGCAGCAUCAAGAGCGCGGUCGUGAGCGGCGACGACAAGGACGACAAGGAGGAUUCGGACCUAUUUAGCGGCGUCAAGGCGAGCGGGCCGGGAGGAGAGGAUCUCGACAAGGACAAAGUGGUCGCGGCGGACGAGACGGCCAAGACUGAGGCGAAGAAGAACGACUUCACCGGGAGGAAACCACACCAAGCAGAACCGGACGAUAGCCCGGCUGAUGCGACGGCCCAGAAGGGCUUCAUUGUUGAUUGA
Molecule: messenger RNA, 1995 nt
Organism: Pyricularia pennisetigena
Lineage: Eukaryota; Fungi; Ascomycota; Sordariomycetes; Magnaporthales; Pyriculariaceae
Exons: 2
Coding region: 1-1995 (664 amino acids)
Biological process (GO): phosphatidylinositol dephosphorylation; regulation of phosphatidylinositol 3-kinase/protein kinase B signal transduction; cell motility
Cellular component (GO): nucleus; plasma membrane; cell projection
Molecular function (GO): protein tyrosine/serine/threonine phosphatase activity; phosphatidylinositol-3,4,5-trisphosphate 3-phosphatase activity; protein tyrosine phosphatase activity
Source: RefSeq, a predicted model, not a curated record